This is a messenger RNA of Condylura cristata (star-nosed mole), 6788 nucleotides long. It is a transcript of the gene HECW2, whose product is annotated as HECT, C2 and WW domain containing E3 ubiquitin protein ligase 2. The coding region runs from base 19 to 4740 and encodes 1573 amino acids. Gene Ontology annotation, biological process: regulation of dendrite morphogenesis. The transcript has 28 exons. NCBI's taxonomy places the organism in Eukaryota, Metazoa, Chordata, Mammalia, Eulipotyphla, Talpidae. Gene Ontology annotation, molecular function: ubiquitin-protein transferase activity; protein binding. The record is from RefSeq and is a predicted model, not a curated record.
CUCAGAGAGGCAGACGGGAUGGCUAGCUCAGCUAGGGAGCACCUGCUUUUUGUGCGGCGUCGAAAUCCCCAGAUGCGGUACACACUGAGCCCAGAGAACCUCCAAAGCCUUGCUGCCCAGAGCUCCAUGCCGGAAAACAUGACCCUCCAGCGGGCCAACAGUGACACAGACCUGGUGACUUCUGAGAGCCGCUCCAGUUUGACAGCCAGCAUGUAUGAGUACACACUGGGGCAGGCCCAGAACCUCAUUAUCUUCUGGGAUAUUAAAGAGGAGGUGGACCCUAGUGACUGGAUUGGACUCUAUCACAUCGAUGAGAAUUCUCCAGCCAACUUCUGGGAUUCUAAAAACAGGGGUGUGACUGGGACUCAAAAAGGACAAAUUGUAUGGAGAAUUGAGCCUGGGCCCUAUUUCAUGGAACCUGAGAUAAAAAUCUGUUUUAAAUACUACCACGGCAUCAGUGGGGCCCUGCGAGCUACAACCCCCUGCAUCACCGUGAAGAACCCUGCUGUGAUGAUGGGAGCAGAAGGCAUGGAAGGAGGUGCUGCAGGAAAUCAACAUUCUCGGAAACUUGUUAGUUUUACACUGUCAGAUCUUAGGGCAGUUGGGCUAAAGAAAGGGAUGUUCUUCAAUCCUGACCCUUACCUUAAGAUGUCCAUUCAGCCAGGGAAGAAGAGCAGUUUUCCCACCUGUGCCCACCACGGACAGGAGCGAAGGUCUACUAUCAUCAGUAACACCACUAAUCCAAUUUGGCACCGAGAGAAAUAUUCCUUCUUUGCACUUCUUACUGAUGUCUUAGAAAUUGAAAUUAAAGACAAAUUUGCCAAGAGCCGUCCUAUCAUCAAGCGUUUUCUGGGGAAACUAACCAUCCCAGUCCAGAGGUUACUGGAGCGACAAGCCAUUGGUGACCAAAUGCUCAGUUACAACCUCGGCAGAAGGCUACCAGCUGAUCAUGUGAGUGGAUACCUCCAGUUUAAAGUGGAGGUGACCUCUUCUGCACAUGAAGAUGCUUCUCCAGAAGCUGUGGGUACAAUACUUGGGGUCAAUACUGUGAAUGGAGACCUUGGAAGCCCUUCUGAUGAGGAGGACCUUCCAGGGGCACAUCAUGACAGCCCCAUUUGUUCUAAUGGACCCAUUUCUGAGGAAAGUGCUGCCGAGGGGACCCCCAAGCAUUCUUUCAGGACUAGCUCUACUCUGGAAAUAGAUACAGAGGACUUAAUCUCUACUUCAUCAAGGACCUCACCACCGAGAGGACGUCAGGACUCCCUUAAUGAUUAUUUAGAUGCUAUUGAACACAAUGGCCCUCAUAGGCCUGGUGCAGCUUCCUGCUCAGAGCGGUCCAUGGGCGCCUCCCCAAAACUGAGGAGUAGUUUUCCCACUGACACAAGGCUCAAUGCAAUGCUUCAUAUUGAUUCGGAUGAAGAAGACCAUGAGUUCCAGCAAGACCUGGGUUACACGUCUUCCUUGGAGGAGGAGGGAGGAUUAAUAAUGUUUAGCAGGGCAUCAGGAGCUGAUGAUGGGAGCCUGACGUCUCAGACAAAGCCAGAAGACAACCCCGUGGAGACUGAGGAAGCCUCCACAACCGAAGCUGCUUCUUUAGAGGAGAAGCCAGAAACUCUCCCAGAGCUUGCAGAGAGCUCCUUACCCUCGGCCCCAGUGCCAGACGAAAAUGAAAGUGUUCCAGAGCCUCAACCAGCUGCUGACCAAGCCAGCACCGAAUUGUGUAGCUCUCAAGAGGUAGAGCAGCUCACCAGCGGGGCAGACGCUGGGACCUCGGACACAUCAGGAGGAAGCCGAAGGGCCGUCAGCGAGACCGAGUCCCUGGAUCAAGGGUCUGAACCUUCCCAGGUCUCCUCUGAAACAGAACCCAGUGACCCUGCGAGGACAGAGAGCGUGAGUGAGGCCAGCACUAGGCCUGAGGGAGAGAGUGACCUGGAAGGCGCUGACAGCUCCUGCAAUGAGAGCGUCACCACUCAGCUGUCCUCGGUGGAGACACGGUGCUCGUCUCUUGAGAGUGCACGGUUUCCCGAAACCCCAGCCUUUUCUUCUCAGGAGGAGGAGGAAGGAGCCUGUACAGCAGAGCCCACCAGCAGUGACCCAGCCGAAGGGUCUCAGGAUUCCAUAUGCACUCCUGGUUCUUUACCUGUGGUGCAGAUGCCCAGUGAAGAGGAGGCAGGGCAAGGGGCAGAGUCUGCCACUCUGCCUGAACCCGAACAGGCGGGGGAGGUCUGGCAACGGAGGGAGAGCCUGGAGGGAGCUGCUGCUGCUGCUGCUGAGAGUCAACCCCAAGAAGAGGGUGAUUCUGGGGAUGCCCAAGGGGCUUGUGAAGGGGCCACUGCCCAGGAAGAGGGCGCCACUGGAGGUUCUCAAACCAAUGGUCACCAGCCUUUGCGGUCAUUGCCUUCAGUACGCCAGGACGUCAGCCGGUACCAGAGGGUGGACGAGGCUCUCCCACCAAACUGGGAGGCACGCAUUGACAGCCAUGGCAGGAUCUUCUACGUGGAUCAUGUCAACAGAACCACCACGUGGCAGCGGCCCACAGCUCCCCCCGCCCCGCAGGUGCUGCAGCGGUCCAACUCCAUUCAGCAGAUGGAGCAGCUCAACAGGCGAUACCAGAGUAUCCGCAGGACCAUGACUAAUGAGCGGCCUGAGGAAAAUUCCAACAGCAUUGAUGGGGCAGGGGAGGAAACUGACUUUCACCAAGCCAGUGCAGAUUUCCGACGGGAGAAUGUCCUGCCCCACUCUACCUCCAGAUCCCGGCUCACGUUGCUGUUACAGUCUCCCCCUGUGAAGUUCCUCAUCAGCCCAGAGUUCUUCACCGUGCUGCAUUCUAACCCUAGUGCCUACCGCAUGUUUACAAACAACACGUGUUUGAAGCACAUGAUCACCAAAGUCCGGCGGGACACCCACCACUUUGAACGCUACCAGCAUAACCGGGACCUUGUGGGAUUCCUCAACAUGUUUGCCAACAAACAGCUGGAGCUGCCCAGGGGCUGGGAGAUGAAGCAUGAUCAUCAAGGCAAGGCAUUUUUUGUUGACCACAAUUCCCGAACCACCACUUUCAUCGACCCCCGGCUCCCCCUUCAGAGCAGUAGACCCACCAGCGCACUGGUUCAUAGGCAGCACUUGACGAGACAGCGCAGUCACAGUGCGGGUGAGGUAGGAGAAGAUUCUCGACAUGCAGGACCGCCAGUUCUUCCCAGGCCUUCCAGUACAUUCAACACAGUCAGUAGGCCACAGUACCAGGACAUGGUUCCAGUAGCUUACAAUGAUAAGAUUGUUGCAUUUCUACGCCAGCCAAAUAUCUUUGAAAUUCUACAGGAGCGUCAACCUGAUCUUACCAGGAAUCAUUCACUCAGGGAGAAGAUCCAAUUUAUACGAACUGAAGGGACCCCAGGAUUGGUGCGCCUUUCAAGUGAUGCAGACCUUGUUAUGUUGCUGAGUUUAUUUGAAGAAGAGAUAAUGUCAUAUGUGCCUCCACAUGCCUUACUCCACCCCAGCUACUGUCAAUCCCCACGUGGCUCCCCCGUGUCCUCUCCUCAGAACUCACCAGGUACUCAGCGUGCCAAUGCCCGAGCUCCAGCCCCCUACAAGCGAGACUUUGAAGCCAAACUAAGGAACUUUUACAGGAAGUUAGAGACUAAAGGAUACGGACAAGGUCCAGGGAAAUUAAAGCUAAUUAUCAGAAGAGAUCACUUACUCGAAGAUGCUUUUAAUCAGAUUAUGGGUUAUUCCAGAAAAGACCUGCAGAGAAAUAAGCUGUACGUCACCUUUGUAGGGGAGGAAGGGCUGGAUUACAGUGGACCUUCCAGAGAGUUUUUCUUCCUGGUAUCCAGAGAACUUUUUAACCCAUAUUAUGGCUUAUUUGAAUAUUCAGCCAAUGACACAUACACCGUACAAAUAAGUCCCAUGUCUGCUUUUGUAGACAAUCACCAUGAAUGGUUCCGGUUCAGUGGUAGGAUCCUUGGUCUUGCACUAAUACACCAGUAUUUGUUGGAUGCCUUCUUCACGAGACCCUUUUAUAAGGCUCUUCUCAGAAUUCUGUGUGACUUAAGUGAUCUAGAAUACCUUGAUGAAGAGUUCCACCAGAGCCUGCAGUGGAUGAAAGACAAUGACAUCCAUGAUAUCCUGGAUCUCACGUUCACGGUGAAUGAAGAAGUGUUUGGACAGAUUACUGAACGUGAAUUAAAACCAGGGGGUGCCAAUAUCCCAGUCACAGAGAAAAACAAGAAGGAGUACAUCGAGAGGAUGGUGAAAUGGAGGAUUGAGAGGGGUGUUGUGCAACAGACUGAAAGCUUAGUGCGUGGCUUCUAUGAGGUGGUGGAUGCCAGGCUGGUAUCUGUCUUUGAUGCAAGAGAAUUAGAACUGGUCAUCGCAGGCACAGCUGAAAUAGACCUAAGUGACUGGAGAAACAACACAGAAUACAGAGGAGGCUAUCAUGACAAUCAUAUUGUAAUUCGAUGGUUCUGGGCUGCAGUGGAAAGAUUCAACAAUGAACAACGACUAAGGUUGUUACAGUUUGUUACAGGCACAUCCAGCAUUCCCUAUGAAGGAUUUGCAUCUCUUCGUGGGAGCAAUGGCCCAAGGAGAUUUUGUGUGGAGAAGUGGGGGAAAAUCACCGCUCUUCCCAGAGCUCACACUUGUUUUAACCGUCUGGAUCUUCCCCCUUAUCCAUCCUUCUCCAUGCUUUAUGAAAAACUCUUGACAGCAGUUGAAGAGACCAGUACCUUUGGACUGGAGUGACCUGGAAGCACAAUGACUGGCUGGCAGUGGCAGGACACGGGAUUUCAGAAGCUGCUCUCGAGAAGAAUGGCCGAACCAUGGGGGUUUCAAGAACAAGCUUUCGUGACAGUAGAGCUGUGUGCUGUUAUUUUCCAGGAACACGUGCCCUGUCACUUCUGGGGACUGAAUGGUGGUGAUGAGUCCUCUUGGAAGGAUUUGGGUGAGCUUGAUGCCCAGGGAACAACCCAACAGUCUCUCGAUCAACAGUUCUUGACUGCCAAACUUUUUACCAUUUAUUUUGUUCCAAGACAAAGGUGAACUUGUACAUGAUCAACUUUUAGGAACUUGGGAUGGAAACUUACCUUUAAACGUGGUUCAAGCCAAACUAGCAGCACUUGACCCAAUCUCCAAAUUAGCGCAAGUUUAAUAACAUAAUAAAAAGUAUGUUUCCGGAAAGUACAUUCAUUUAAGCCCUAAGUUACAACAAAUAUUCAUUCUCUUGCUUAUGAGUGCCUGCAUGGUGUGCACCGUAGGUUGCUGCGUUCAAGGGACACUGAUGAAAACAAAACCAAGUCCAUAUGAGGUAACUUUAAAGAUUUGCAAUAAGGUGGUCUGUGACAUGUAUAUGCAGUGGUAUAUGUGUAAUUAUGGCUGAAGACAAACUGUUAUACAAUGACAGAUUUUAUGCUUUAUAAUGCAUGAAAACAAUUUUAAAAUAACUAACAAUUAAUCACAGCAUAUCAGGAAAAAAAGUACACAGUGAGUUCUGUUUAUUUUUAUAUAAGUUCAUUAUAUUUAUGUUCUUUGAGAUGUAUAUAAGAACCUACCUACCAUACUGUACGUAUCACCUAUUCCAUUUUCAUGUUCCAUCCAUGCUUACUCGGGCAUCACGCUAGUAUGUAUCCUUUUAAGCACUCUCAAGGGAACAAAAGGGCCUUUUAUUUUUAUAAAGGUACAAAAAAACUCCCCGAAAUAUUUUGCACUGAAUGUACCAAAGUUGAAGGGACAUUACAAUAUGACUUACAGCAACUCCAUCACUUGACAAGUAUGAUAGAAAUAGCUUCCAAAUCAGACUUUCUUCACAGUGCCAUGUCUACCACUACAAGGACUGUGCAUCUAAGUAAUAAUUUUUUAAGACUCACUAUAUGUGAUAGUAUGAUAUGCAUUUAUUUAAAAUGCAUUAGACUUUCUUCCAUCCAUCAAAUACUUUACAGGAUGGCAUUUAAUACAGAUAUUUCGUAUUUCCCCCACUGCUUUUUAUUUCUACAGCAUCAUCAAACACUCAGCUCUCUUAGGGAGCCAUCAACAACACCGAAGAGAUCACCUCUCUUUAGUAAUAAGACUUCCAUUUUCUCUCAUCAGUGAAGACGUCACAAAUUGAAACCCUCAGUACUAUAUUUCUAAGCCUACAUUUUCACUGAUGCAUAAUUUUCUUAUCAAUAUUAAGAAACAAUUUUUCUAUGGUAUCUCAGACAUUGCAUGACAUCAUAAAGUUCUUUCUGCUUUGUUUUAUCAGAGAAUAUCCUUCAUUUUUAUUGCUUUUGGGGUUGUUCCACAUCGUUGUUUAUUUCUUGACUUAUGGCCAUAACUAAUCAGACUACAAUAGAGUGAAAUUAAAUUGUGGGUAAUAAAAACACUGGAUUAACAUUUGUUUUGCUAGCCUGUGGUUUUAUAAGCAUUACCCAAACAUUUCUUUUAGAAUUAUAUUUAUUACUAACCAUGGAAUUCCUAUAAUAGAAUGUUGGCAAUCUUAUACUUUAUAGAGAUCAUAUACAUGGUUUUCAGAGGUGGUUUGUAAGAACCGAUUGCUCUCCUGUUAGUUAAGCUAUAUUUACUACUGGGAAUCUUGGGAAAUAACCCACUCACAUUGCAUUUCUGCAAUAUAGGCAGUUACUGCAGAGUGAGGAAUUUUUCUGGAAAAAAAAAUUAUUGCAGUUAUCUGGUAGUAAGAAAGGAAGAUUCAUCUGUGUAUAUCUGGGGCAGGAAAAAAAAGGCAGCAAGGAAAAUUAUAACUGGAAAUGUUAGUUUGUACUUAGUGAUGAAUUUAAGUAUAUAUUUAAUUUUGCAAA